Lindgomyces ingoldianus is the source of this 564-nucleotide messenger RNA. RefSeq lists its product as uncharacterized. The record is from RefSeq and is a predicted model, not a curated record. The transcript is spliced from 2 exons. Lineage: Eukaryota; Fungi; Ascomycota; Dothideomycetes; Pleosporales; Lindgomycetaceae. The coding region runs from base 1 to 564 and encodes 187 amino acids.
AUGACAUCCCUCAUUGGGACCACCCUCUCCCUUCCCCCCAAUCCAGUCUCCCUGCGCCUCAUCUCCUCCAACCCAGCGCUCAACAACAAGCCCAUAGUCGCCAAUCCCUCAAAACGACUUGGCAUCUAUACCAACACCACGCGCCCGUGCGCGAAAAAGAACAUCUCCAAAUCAUCCUCCACAACCGGAGGCCUCUACCAAAUCCAAUGUGCCUCCGACCCAGACACUUUCGUCGCCGCGCGUGGAGUCAGCGGCGGUAGCGCAUGCUGGCUAGAGCUUUAUCCGCGCGAUGACAACGGCGCAAUUGGAGUAAUGACGGACCGGUAUAGUUUCACCGUUGCAGAAGAGACGGGCACGGAGAUAGUGGCUUCGGCAAGGAAAAGUUUGUUGGGGUAUAAGAUGGCGGGAUAUGAGGAGAGGAGGUGGGUUGCGGUUCCCGUAGAUGGGAAGCAGGGUGACUGGGACAUUUAUUGGUGGAAUGGGAAUUGGAAGCAUUGGGAUCAAUGGGGAACUAGUCAUAAUGAAACAAUGGUUGAGGUGCAGAUAGAAAUCGUACGGGAUUGA